Alexandromys fortis (reed vole) is the source of this 3186-nucleotide messenger RNA. Its product is annotated as interferon-inducible GTPase 1-like. Gene Ontology annotation, cellular component: endoplasmic reticulum membrane. Gene Ontology annotation, molecular function: GTP binding; GTPase activity. Bases 20 to 1381 code for a protein of 453 amino acids. Lineage: Eukaryota; Metazoa; Chordata; Mammalia; Rodentia; Cricetidae. Gene Ontology annotation, biological process: defense response; cellular response to interferon-beta. The record is from RefSeq and is a predicted model, not a curated record. The transcript has 2 exons.
GCCCCUUUUCACCACAGCCAUGGGUAAGUCCUCCUCUAAGGAAGAAUGCCAUGGAGAUUUGGAGUCCAGCUUCACUUUAUAUUUCAAGAAGUUUAAGACAGAAAGCAAAAUCAUUCCCCAGGAAACCAUCGAUUCAAUUGAGUUACAACUGACAAAAGGAAACAUUCAGGGGGCAAACUCUGUAAUCAGUACUGCAUUAAAAAAUAUUGAUAACAUCCCAAUAAAUGUUGCUGUCACUGGAGAGUCUGGAGCAGGGAAGUCCAGUUUGAUCAAUGCCCUGAGAGGGGUAAGACCUGAAGACGAAGGUGCAGCUGGCAUUGGGGUGGUAGAGACAACUAUGAGGAGAUCUGCAUACAAACACCCCAAAAUUAAAACUUUGACUCUAUGGGACCUGCCUGGUGUUGGAACUAUGAACUUUCCACCGAAAGAUUAUCUGGAGAAAGUUAAUUUCCAAGAGUAUGAUUUUUUCAUUAUUGUUUCUGCCACACGUUUUACAAAACUUGAACUAGACCUUGCCAAAGCAAUUAAAUUCAUGAAAAAGAAUUACUACUUUGUAAGAACCAAGGUGGACGAUGAUUUACAAAAUGAGAAGAAAUCCAAAGCACGUACCUUUGACAGGGAAAAUAUCCUGUUGAAGAUCCGAAACUACUAUAUAGAUACCUUAAAGGAAAAUGGCUUGGACGCACCAGAGAUUUUCUUGAUUUCUAACAGCCAUUUAUCUGACUAUGAUUUUCCAGUCCUGAUGGACACACUGGUAAAGGCUCUUCCUGCUCAAAAGCGCCACAAUUUUAUGCUUUCCUUGCCUAAUAUCACAGAAGCAACGAUUGACAAAAAGCACAAGUCUCUGCAGCAGACUAUCUGGUUAGAAGCCUUCAAGACUGGACUCUUAGCUACUGUUCCUGUAGUGGGCAUCCUCAGGGAUGAUGUGGAGAAGGUGAAGGAGAAAUUAAACCACUACCGAGUCCUCUUUGGAGUAGAUGAUGCAUCCCUGGAAGCCAUUGCUAAGGAUUCGCAAGUGCCUGUUGAACAACUGAAAAAAAUCAUUAAAUCUCCUUAUUUGUUGGAAACUAAGAAAAGGGAAACAUUAGAAGAAAAACUUUUGAAAUAUUUGGAGAGAUUUGCCUCAGUUAAUGGUGGGCUCUUGGCUACAGGUCUCUACUUUAGGAAAACCUUUUACUUACAAUUUCUUCUCCUUGACACAGUGACUGAAGAUGCCAAAGUUGUCCUGAGAGAGACAUACUCAAAAAUUAGUUCAAACUCAUGUCAGCCACAGCUACUGACCAUGGAUAAGUGUUACUCUUUCCUCAUGUUCUUGAUAGGAUUUGUGGUUGUUUUUUUUGUUUUGUCUUAUCUUAGGCUUUGGGCAUGGGAUGAGGUAUAAUCUCCAAAUAAUUUUUUUAACAUUCAGAUUAUUUUAAUCUUAUUAUAUAAGAAUACAAAUACAUACUGUUUAAACAAAUGAGUUAAUUAUACAAUAGCCUGUUUAUUCAAUUACUCGUAAGGCUAGGGCUCCAACCCAGGCCUUGUAGAUGCUAGGCAAGCAUUUUAUCACUAAACUAUGCAUCUCACCUUGUGAAAGCUUUUAGAUUUAAGUAAGACAAUAGUCUGACUAUUCUGAAAUUCUGAAUUUAUAAUUUAAUUGCCGUAUUUGCCCGUCUAACAAAAAAAUGAUUGGAUGUUGAUUACAUAUUAUCAUAAUUUUGACAGGUAAUGUAAAUGAAAUAGGUUCUUCAAUGUUCAACAUAAUUGUAUGUAGCAAACCAAUAAUCACAUAUUUUUUAAGUCAUUAAUAGUAAGUCAGAAUUAAUUUGAAUUCCUUAAGGACAUUUGAAAUUCUUUAUUUAAAGCAUUUAUUUUAUUUAACUUACUGGUGCAUGUGGAGGCCAGAGGAGAACUUGCUUAGUCAGUUUUAUCCUUCCACCAUGAGGGUUCAGAGCAUCUAACUCAGUAAUGCAGGCUUGUUGGUCAGGACCUUUACCUGCUGAGGCAUCUCACAGCACUAGCCUAAGUGAGCCUGGACAGGGCAGUUAGCACAGCAGAGAGGCUCUGGCUCCUCAGAGGAUGCUGAGCUGACUGUGGACUGCACAGGACAAGCAAGACUGGGGAUACUUUUUUCUCAAGUGCAUACAAGAUAGAGGGAUAGAAAGCAGCCCCACAAUGGGAGACAGACAUUAGGUCUGCAGCCCCUCAGUAGUUCUAAUUUGCAUAUCUCUGAGGCCAGUGAUGUUACAUACUUUUUCAAAUGCUAAUUAGCCAUUUUUUAAUUUUUUGAGAAUUCUCUGUUCCAUUUCAUGGCACAUUUGUUAUUGGGUUGUUUGUUUUCCUAGUGUUUACUUUAAAAAUCUUUAUACAUUGUAGCUAAUUUUCUAUCAGAUUUAUAACUGGCAAAGUUUUCUCCCAUUCUUUAGUGUGUUUCUUCUUUGUCUGACAACUUUUUUAUUGAAUUUUAUUGAGCUCUACAUUUUUCUCUGUUCCCCUUCCUGCCUCUGCCGCCCCCCCCCUUCAACCCUCUACCAAGGUCCCUAUGCUCCCAAUUUCUGACAAUUUUUUAUACAAAAUAUUUUUGUUUUAUGAGUUCCCAAUUACUCAUUAUUGCCCUUAUUUACUGAGCUAUAAGAAUGUGAUCCAAAAAGUCCUUGCCUAUGCCUCUGUCUUAAGUGGACUCUAUGUUUUCUCCUAUAAAUUUGCAGUGUCUGGUUUUAUGUUGAGGUCCUUGGUCUAUUUGGGGUAGAUUUUUGUGCAGGGUGAGAUACAAGAAUCUAAUUUUGUUGUCCUACAUGUAACUGUCCAAUUUCCCAGCACUGCUUGUUGAAGAUACCCUUUUCUUCAAUUGAUUUUUCUUUUGUGAUUUUGUUGAAAAUCAGAUGGUUGUAGUUUAUGACCUUGUAGCUGGGUCCUUUACUCUGUAGCAUAGAUCUGAGUCUGUUUUUGUGCCAGUAUCAUGCUGUCUUUAUUUCUAUGGCUCUGUAGGGUAACUUGAAAACAGGCAUGGCAUAACCUCCAACAAUACACUUUUUACUCGUGAUUUUUUUGACUGUCAGGGGUGUCUUUACUUCCAUGUGAAUUUUACAAUGUUUUUCUAUUUAUGUGAAGAAAGGCAGGAGAGUUUUCAUUGGGAUUUCAUUGACUCUGUAGAUUUCUUACAAUAAAACAGCCAUUUUCACAAUAUUGCUUCUUCUAAUCUAC